This is a messenger RNA of Macrobrachium nipponense, 1723 nucleotides long. RefSeq names its product C3 and PZP-like alpha-2-macroglobulin domain-containing protein 8. Bases 132 to 1004 code for a protein of 290 amino acids. The record is from RefSeq and is a predicted model, not a curated record. The transcript has 7 exons. Lineage: Eukaryota; Metazoa; Arthropoda; Malacostraca; Decapoda; Palaemonidae.
UCUUGCAGCUUGAACAGGAUUACCAGAGUCGAUAGCCCGGGCUUCCCUGGUUGUUUCGGCAAGGAAUAUCGGAGUUAAGGAAAAGCAAGGCCAAUACAUUGAGGAAAAGAUACUGUGGGUUUGCUAGACCGAUGCUUAUCCAGAUCCCACUCAACGCUUGCAGCCUCUCCCAGCCAGGUGAUGACAACUGGCCAGCCUACGGUACCGACGAAAACAAGGAAUACAGAUUCAGGCCCAUCAAAGGAAAGACCUUGAGAUUCCAGGUCAAAGCCGCCCACGAUGCCCACGUUGCCCUUACAUCUGGGGCUGAGGAGACUGACCCAAUAGUGGAGGUUUUCAUCGGAGGAUGGGAAGGUGCCGCCUCAGCUGUUCGCUUCAAGAAAGCUGACGACCUGGUGAAAGUGGACACACCCGACAUCUUGAGCGAAGAGGAGUAUAGAGAGUUCUGGAUCGCCUUCGAUCACGAUGAGAUCCGAGUGGGCAAGGGGGGAGAGUGGGAGCCCUUCAUGAUGUGCCCCAUUCCAGAACCUUUCGGAAUCACCCACUACGGUUACUCCACUGGGUGGGGCGCCAUCGGCUGGUGGCAGUUCCACAACGAACGCAAAUUCCAAAGUGACGACAGCUUGACCUAUAACUUCGAGCCUUCCUACGGCGACACCUUCCACUUCAGCGUCGCCUGCAGCAAUGACGCCCACUUAGCCUUAACGUCAGGCCCUGAGGAAACCACGCCCAUGUACGAGAUCUUCAUCGGUGGCUGGGAAAACCAGAAGUCUGCCAUUCGGCUUAGUAAAGGUGAAGACAUGAUUAAGGUCGACACCCCUGACGCACUGUGUUGCGAUGAGGAACGCAAGUUCUACGUCACCUUCAGGAACGGACACAUAAGGGUUGGCUACCAGGACUCUGAUCCAUUCAUGGAAUGGACUGACCCUGAGCCAUGGAAGGUAACUCACGUUGGCUUCUGCACAGGUUGGGGUGCCAACGGCAAGUGGCAGUUCGAGAUCUAAGUUUGAACUCUGUACUACCCUGCUUCCAUCAGCCUUAAGCUUCUAGCUUUAUUCUCCUAAGUAACUGAAAUAUUUUUAUACUCGUGUUGAUCAUAGCCUAGAAGCACCACCACUUUUAAGUUUUCAGUCGAGCUUGGUGACCACGAGGAGGAAUGGUUACUGUCAAAGUUUCAAGUGUAGAAUUAAGAAUAGAGAAUCACAAGAUCAUAGAAGUGUCUUCAUUCCUCCAUUGUGGGUUUGUUUUUAAGUGCGUGUCUGUGAGCCAUCGCCACGCGAAGUCAUUGUCAGAUUCAACAUCUGUACUGUCAUUUUCUUCCUAGAGCCCCACUACAUGUCCUUUGUUGGUUGGCGUUUGGAGGUUUCUCCGUUAAUGUUUUGGAACCCACUUGUUCGUUAGGACGUAUAAUAAACCAUCGUAAAGAGACUUCAGCUUUGCUUAUUUGAUGCAAUUUAGAAAUUUGUUGACCAACUAAUUGUGAAUAUUUUAAUGUCAGUGUAUCUUCUAGUAUAUCGUCUUUGGUGCUAGAUUGCUGUUUACAAAUUUAAGUUUUGGACUGUGACUAUACUUUAACUUGAAAUACUUUCACACUUGUUUAGCGUCUUGCCAAGUCAAUGGGGGUAAAUUAAUCCUGCAUUAUUAGGAAGUGGUAUGCGACUAGCAUCAGCCUCAGAGGUAUGAAGUUUGCAAAUGUCUGGAAACCAAAUAAAAUUCGAGAGCU